AAAAAAACUGUACCAGCAUAGCUGUCUCCCACGCAACCAGCCAGCUGCCGACAAACUUCUAUAGCGAGCUAGUGCAUGACCAGGUACCAUUUAAACACCACAAUCAGGUUCUUACCGCACUCCUUUCCCUGUACGAUAGAAGCUUUCAGCCAUGACAGCCAAGACUUGUUCCACCGAGUCGGAGCAAGACUCCAAGAUUGAUGCCGUGGGCACCUUGGAAGGACGUGCCCAUUCCUUUCUCGUCCCAUACGAGUACACUCCUGUGGUGACAGGACUCGUCUUUACCAUGGCAUUGCCCAUGUUCCAUCAAGAUGUGGCGGAUCUUUCCGAUACUCCUUCCUACCUCGAAGUGGCGGGGAUCUUGUUUGGUGCCAUUUCCACCGGAACGUCGCUCAUUUCCACCAUUAUUUGGGUAUCCGGUUUGAUCCGUGCCACCACGCUCUUUUCGUUGCGCAUUGAACCUCAGGCAGCCAUGACAUUUCUGUGCCAUCCAUCCACCGCAGCGCGCAAACGAGCCGCUCGAGUAGCCUUUUUGAUUUCCAUGAUGAGUCUCAUACUUCAGGAAUGCUGCCGUGCAGCCGUUUUCUUGCCCACUCGUGUGGGCAAUGUGAUCAUUGUCAUUUUUGUCGCCAGCAUCGUGGCGGCCAUGUCGUGUGCGGCGGCGGAGAACAAGUUGUGUGACGAAAUAUUGGCUUCUGACGACUAUACCAAGAUUGAUUACUUUAUGAUGUUCCACAAAGCAGAACAAGACAAAUCCCGGCUCGUCGCCAGCGAGACAACCCCUCUGACAUGAUAAACAAAACAAGGCACAGCCGAUGAUAAAAGAUUGAUUUCUUCUUUCUUAGCUUGCGCGGAGACUGCGUUGGUUCGCGACUUCAUUUCUGCCGCCGUGGAAUCAACAAGAAAAAGCAAUGGAUGAAGUUCCCAUCUUGGCCUGCUUGUAGGACAGACAAACCACAUUGCCUAGAGAGUGUUUUUUGCCCCAGUUUUAAAGUUUCAUACAUUCUUAUAACCAAUUGCCUUGGGAUUAUACCGGUAGACGGGAUAGUUCUUGAGCCCCUCAAGUAAAAGUUGAACCUCUAGAC
Messenger RNA from Seminavis robusta, 1085 nucleotides. The record is from the annotation of a GenBank genome assembly. NCBI's taxonomy places the organism in Eukaryota, Bacillariophyta, Bacillariophyceae, Naviculales, Naviculaceae.